UAAACGCAGCAAAGCGAGAAUGCGCCACGAAAUGGCUCUUCAUGUCGGUUAUAUUUGAUGCAUCACGCACUACACAUAGCAGCUGAAGCCUUCCUGAUCACUGUUGAUACAAUAUCUGAUAAUGAUUAAGAGAGAGACAGAAAGGGGAAAAAAAGAGUUGCAUUUGGAGGAUUCAAAACGAUUCUUCCGAGACAGACACUCGCCCAGCAAUGGCGCAGCUUGUUUUUCAGCUCUGAAAGAUCAGCAUUGUGUGGAGAAGCCAUUUUGAAAUCGCAGACAGCAGAGAAGCCAUUACAGCAGUUCAUAAAAAAAGUCGCUUUUGGAUAAAAGGGGCAGAGAACCAUCCUCUAAAGCAGAUUUACCCCUAAAACACACUUAUAUUAUCCCUAGGGUGUCGUCAUCUUCGUGGAUUACGUUUACAUAAUUUUAAGUGAAUGGCACUCCCUGUCCCAUCUAAAAAGAAACCAUGUGCAUUAAUGGAUCUGAAGAUCGAGCUGAAAUUGUUCCUUUUUCUUCUACGUAUAGGCCUGUUACAUAUAUAUUUCAUCAGAAUGAAAAGGUCUGGCGAACGGGAUGGAAAACAGCCAUCCAGUUUGCAGCUCAGGGGAGAAACGUAGUCACCAUUGGAGGAGUUACAAGUUGAUUAUUGACCCAGCGUUGAAAAAGGGAUCGCAUAAAGUCUAUCGUUACGAUGGACAUAAUUUCAGCAUGCCCAACCCGGGAAUGCAACCCGUGGAUACUGUCCGAGACCCGAGAAUCGGUCGUCUCUGGACCAAAUACAAGGAGACCGAUCUACCGGUUCCUAAGUUCAAGAUUGAUGAAUGUUAUGUCGGUCCCGUCCCUCCAAAGGAGGUGACGUUUGCAAGACUGAACGACAACAUUCGGGAAGGUUUCUUGACAGACAUGUGCAAGAAAUUCGGCGAUAUAGAGCAGGUGGAAAUUUUGUACAAUCCCAAGAACAAGAAGCAUUUGGGAAUAGCAAAAGUUCUUUUCGGCUCCGUAAAGGCGGCAAAGGACACCGUUCAAAAUCUUCACAAUACUUCUGUGAUGGGAAACAUUAUCCACGUGGAGCUCGACCCUAAAGGUGAAAACCGAAUGCGGUACUUCGAGCUCCUGAUCAAUGGUUUUUACACCCCUCGGACUCUUCCGGUGGGUGGUGAGGACCCUCGAGAGAUUUCACCCCACAGCCUCGCUGAUGCCCUGCUGGCUAUCGAACCUGCCAAGAGACUGUCCGAAGGCAGCUCUUCCACGCUGGGCGGUCCCACCACCCCUAACAGCAUUAACACGCCCCUCUCCCUGGACACGGCCUAUUCCAGCCUGCGGCAGGACACGCCCAACAGCUUCGGGCACACGCCCCAGUCCCAGGGUACCCCGCAUACUCCACGAAUGGCGGGUACCCCCUUCUCCCAAGACUCCAGCUACUCCAGCAGGCAGACCACCCCAGCUUACCAGUCCAGCCGGGCGGAGGGCUCGGGGGGGUACAAGGCCCGGAGGCACGAAACCAAGUUUCAGGACGCCUACAACCGGCGGCCCGAGCGCCACUAUGUGCACAACACCAGCGGGGCCUACCGUGGCUCGGAGCAGACGUCCUUCUCCAGCCCCCCUUUCAAACACCAGCCACCCCCGCCACCCCCAGAGCCCGCCCCCUCCGCCCCGCCUGCCAGCUCGGCCGGCUACAAGUCGGCUUUCUCUCCGUACCAGGCCCCGCCUCCCCCCACAUACCCCCACGUAGAGCCAGCGCCCCACCACCCGCCCCGGGAGCAGGAGUACAGGAGGAUCCCCCCACCCCCUCCUGCCGCCAAGGCCUUCCCCCCCGGUACCACGGCCGCUGCCGGGGCCUGUGUAGACUUUGUGCCGGUGAAGGAGAAGCCGGAAACGCCGCCCCUCCCUGACCCCCCGCCGUCUGCUGAGCUGCUGCCCGCUGCCCCGCUGUGCAGGACCCCGGAGCAGUGCCCGUCCCCAGGCACCCCCACGCUGGAGUCGGAGCGCAACAGCCUGGACUCCCGCAUCGAAAUGCUGCUGAAGGAGAAGAGGACCAAGCUGCCCUUCCUGAGCGAGAGGGACUCAGACACCGAGGUGCGCAUGGAGGGCAGCCCCAUCUCCUCGUCCUCCUCCCAGCUGUCCCCCAUCCCGCCCUACACUGCCAACUCCCAGCCUGGCUACUGCGGGGCCACCCCGGCCUCCCGCCCCUCCAGCACCGGCCUGGAAGACAUCAGUCCCACGCCUCUGCCCGACUCGGACGAAGACGAGCCCGUCCUGGGGACGGCCUCUUUGGUGCGGAGCUCCGGGGCCUCCUCCCCCUGUGACCCCCUCUCCCAGGCCAAGAUGGACAGGAGCAAGAGGAAAGACUCCUCCCUGGGGGAUGAGACGCCCACUGACAAGAUGGAUGUGAGCCACCAGUCCUCUGGAGAGGACAUGGAAAUCUCGGAUGACGAGAUGCCCGGCACACCGAUAGCCAGUGGUGACUGCGCCAAGGGCAUCGUGGUCAACUCCGCCAUCACCCUCCCUCCUCCCGGGUUCCCUCCUCUACCCCCUCCCCAGGCAGGCUUCCCGCUGCCACCCCCACACCUCCCGCCCCACCCUGCCGUCCCCGGCCCCCCUCCGCCGCUGCCCGGCCCCCCGGGCGUUCCUCCCCACGCCAUGAUGCACCCGCUGCACCCGUAUGCGCCCAACAUGGUGCCCAUGAUGCAGAUGGACCUGGUCAGCUGCCUGCCCCAGUGGAGCAGCAUGCAGAUGUCCUUCCAGAUGCAGACCCAGAUGUUGAGCCGCAUGAUGCAGGGCCAGCGGGGGUACCCCUACCCUCCCUUCAUGGCCGGAGGUGGGGCCAUGCAGUUUGGGAACCCCUACCGCCCUUUUUCCAUCGCAGGGGCACCGUCAGCGAGCAUGGGGCACGGACAGCCCUGGCCCUUGCCCGCCAUGCCUAAAUUCAACCCCGCGGUGCCCCCGCCGGGGUAUGAACCCAAGAAGGAGGACCCACACAAGGCUACGGUGGACGGGGUGCUCAUGGUUAUUGUCAAGGAGUUGAAGGCUAUCAUGAAGAGGGACCUCAACCGCAAGAUGGUGGAGGUGGUCGCUUUCAGGGCCUUUGAUGAAUGGUGGGACAAGAAGGAGCGUUCGGCCAAGGCUUCUCUCACGCCGGUGAAGUCUGGGGAGGGGAAGGAAGAGGAGAAGGAGAAGCCCAAGCCCAGGGAGCCCAUAGCCUCCAGCCUGCUGGAGAACUGGAACAAGGGCGAGUGCUUGGGCUAUGAGGGCAUGGGGCUGGGCAUUGGCCUGCGGGGUGCCAUCCGUUUGCCCUCCUUCAAGGUGAAGCGGAAGGAGCCCCCUGACCAGGCGUCCACAGGGGACCCAAAAAGGAUACGCCCCUCUACACCUGUGGAUGAUGAGCUGGAGGAUGAAGAGUCUGAGCGGGACCGGGACAUAGGGGACCUCUCAGACAUGUCCAAGAAGGACGGCGACGUCUUAGCCAUCAGGCGAAGACACGCUCGGCCGCUGGAGCUGGACAGUGAGGGGGAGGAAGAAGAGGAGACUUCUGGGAAAGAGGAGGAGUCCUUGUCGGACAAAGAGGAACCAGAGGAAACCGAAGCAUCCGAAAGGCUCUCCUCUGGCAAGGAGGAUGAUGAAGAUGAAGAAGAUGAUGAGGAGGAAGAGGAGGAGGAUGAAGAUGAAGUCGAAUCUGACAGUAGUGAGAGGGAAGAAUCAUCUGAUGAGGAAGUUGGCAGCAUGACUUCAUCCAAAGCAGACUCCGAUUCCUCUGAGGAAAGUGACGACUCCUCCGACUAUGACUCAAGCUCUGAGGAGCAUGAGGAUGAAGAAGAGGACGUGGAGGCGGGGGACGAGGAAGAAGACGAGGAAGAGGAGGAGCUCCGGGUGUCCACAUCCGAUGACGAUGAGGAGGAGGUGGAGGUCAAACCUCCAGCCACGCCCACGGCACCGGUCCUGCACGACGACGAGCUGGAGCUGGCUCUGCUGGGCGUGGCGGAGCAGGGGAUCGAGCAGGCGGAGCUGCGGGAGGAGCCAGAGGAAGACCUGCCGCACACUGCCUUCCUGGAGGGCGACGAGAUGGUGCACUGCAUCAGCACCAGGCUGGAGGACCCCGUCUCUCACAUCCUGCCCCCCGAACCACCACAUGACCUCCGGCCACCCUCACCUAAGGGAGUUCCAGCAGAGGAGCCCGAGCCGGAGAUUGAGGUAGAGGCUGAUCUCCCAGAGGUGAAGAUGGAGCCUCAUGAGGACUUUGGGAACCUCCGCCCCCCUACCCCGACCGGCUCUUUGGUGGACAGUGACCUCGAUGUACGGCUCAAGGGCAAAUUCUCCUCCCCUACGGCGGAGGAAGAGGAACUGCCACGCACGCCAGGCCGUGAGGCCGUCGCCCUCCUAGAGGCAGAGGUGCCCGUCGAGAAGCUCCUACCUCCAGCAUCCAUCGUGCCCCACCCUAUCCCCUGCUCAGCCCCCAUCAUUGAAGUCCAGUCCCUGCUCCUGCCCCCUGGUCUGCUGCCUGACCUUCCCCCCUCAACCAGGAUCACGGCAGAUGAGGACUUGCCCAGAACGCCUGGGAGGGACUUAAUGACCAAGGUGGCCAAGUGCUUGGGGAAAUCCCAGAGUACAGACACUGUGCCAAUCACGCCGGGCAGCGAAGCACCCCUUACGGGGAGCAGCCUGACGCUGAGCUCUCCCCACAUACCCGGCAGCCCAUUCUCUUACCCCUCCCAAUCCCCCGGUGUCAGUGCGGGCAUCCCACGGACCCCUGGGCGGGACUUCACCUUCACCCCCACCUUCCCCGACCCCGCCUCUGUGGCAUUCGGCAUCCCCAUCCACAGGAAGGCCUCCUCCGACAGUCUGGAGGAGAGGCUUCUGUUCAAGGAGCCGCCCCCCAGCGCUUCCCCGCUCAGCUGCUUCCUCGGGCCACCGCCGACCCCCGCCCUCUGCCCCGACCCCCUUCCCGUCGAGUUGGACUCGGUGCCACCCCCUCCUCCCACCCCCUGCGCGCCCCUGAUAGAGUCCAUUCUGAAUGAAGCCAGCGUGCCAGAAGACCAGCCAGCCGCUGUCCAACCAGCGGAACCUUCUGUGCCUCCCGACAUCACCCCGCCCAAAAGGAAGCCAGGGCGGCCCAAGUCGAAGAAGACCCCUGUAGUGGCCCCACCCGAACAAAUGGAGCAGCCCCAUGUGGCCGAUGUGCCCCCCUCCCUGCCGCCUGACCUCCCGGUUAAAGACCUUCUCGCAGACAUGCCGGUCACGGCCACUGUUGUGCCUUGCGCUGCAACAGACCCUGCGUUGGUGACCCUGGACUUCAGGGAAGACUGGACCCAGCUGGAGGAGCAGGACAAGCUGCCCCUCCAGGAGCUGGACAACCGGCUUCUGGAGGAGGAUUUCCUGCAGAAGCCACAGAGGAGGGUGAGGCGGCGGCAGGAGGAGCUGCUGCUGGCUGCCCACUCCCCCGUGGCCUCCUCUCCCAGGCCCUUCUUCCCCCCACGCUCUGAAUUUGAGGAGAUGACCAUCCUCUACAACCUCUGGAAUGAUGGCAUUGAUGAGGAGGACAUCCGGAACCUGCAGAUCACCUACGACAAAAUGCUGCAGCAGGACAACGGCAACGACUGGCUGAACGACACCCUCUGGGUCCAUCAUCCUCCAACCAGCAUUGCUCCAAUAAAGAGGAAGAAGAGGGACGACGGGAUGCGAGAUCACAUGACGGGAUGCGCUCGCAGCGAGGGUUAUUACAAAAUCGACAAAAAGGACAAAUUGAAAUACCUCAACAGCACACGGCCAUUGAUGGACGAGCCACCCAUGGACACGCAGGGGAUGAGUAUCCCAGCUCAGCCGCACAUCUCCACCCGGGCCGGGUCCGAGCGCCGGUCCGAACAGCGCCGCUUGCUCUCCUCCUUCAGCUGUGACAGCGACCUCCUCAAGUUCAACCAGCUCAAGUUCCGCAAGAAAAAGAUCCGCUUCUGCAAGAGCCACAUCCAUGACUGGGGCCUCUUCGCCAUGGAGCCCAUCGCAGCAGAUGAGAUGGUCAUCGAGUACGUGGGCCAGAACAUCCGACAGGUUAUCGCGGACAUGCGUGAGAAACGCUACGAGGACGAGGGAAUCGGUAGCAGCUACAUGUUCCGAGUGGACCACGACACCAUCAUCGACGCCACCAAGUGUGGGAACUUUGCCAGGUUCAUCAACCACAGCUGCAAUCCCAACUGCUACGCAAAAGUUAUCACUGUGGAGUCACAGAAGAAGAUCGUUAUCUACUCCAGGCAGCCCAUCAGCGUAAAUGAGGAGAUCACAUACGAUUAUAAGUUCCCUAUCGAGGAUGACAAAAUCCCGUGCCUGUGCGGGGCGGAAAACUGCCGGGGCACCCUGAACUAGAGCAGGACUUGGGCAUGGGAUUGUUCAGACUACACUAGUCAGGACCUACAGACCUACGGUUCAGACUACAGUAGUCAGGACCUACAGACGUACGGUUCAGACUACAGUAGUCAGGACCCAUUGCAUGGUUGCACUAUGCCAAAAAAAUUGGAAACAAUCAAACUUCUACAAAACUACAAAGCAAAAAGGGGGAUGAAAACGGGAAGAUGUGUGUGAAUAGAACACACUAAUUAAUCGCACUUAGGCUCAAAGCUUCUUCCAUUAGCUCCUGUGCAGCUAGGUGUUUUUUUUUGUUGUUGUUGUUGUUGUUGUUUACAGUUUCAGGUGCUUUCUCUACAAACAUUUAAUGUGUUACUCAUUUUUUUCUGCCUUGCGCACAAGACACUAGAUCUUCUCACCCUACCUCCAACUACUCACCUUUCCCAUGUGAUCUCUUCCAUAGCCCUUCCCUCCAUCCCACACACAGUACUAUCACUGCCUAUUUGGAAUGUAAAGCUGCUAUGUUUUCCUUGAGUGUCAAACAAGUACGAACAUAAUUCUUCUGCUCCCAUACAGGUGCUAACGUGUGCGGUGAGAAUCACUAUUACGUGGAAGUGAAUGUUGGGUUUUCGCUGAUCGAUUACUUUAAUUUGUCUCAAUUAUAUUUUCAUGGAGGCAACAGAGAGGCCUUGGGUUCAGUGUUGCAGUUUCUGAAGGAUUGACCAUGCUAAGUGGAAGUGCUUUAAAAAUGGUGAUGCCUAAUGUUUGCUGCUAAUAGACUGUUUGCAGUGGAAAGCUAGUGGGAUGCUAGUGGAAGGAGGCCUUUUUUUACUGCUUGCCCUGUGUCGUGGGUGUGAGGGGCUCGUAGUGAAGGUAUACUAGCCUAAAAGCUAAUGUUCUCAAUGUUUACCUCAUCGUUUAGUUUCCCAUACUUCAUAAUAUUUUAGAUUUUUGUUUGUUUUUCUAUAUACCCAUGACUUGAGCUCUCUGAGAGAAAAACAAAAAAUGACUGACGAUCACUAGUAAAUAUCCUUGUGUGAGGGGUAAAUUCAAUGUACAUUGUGUUCAACAUUGUCCAACAUUAAUACUGUAAUCAACUGUAUAGAUUCAUUCCAAGAGAGCUUGUCUCUGGGAGUUGAAUCUGUACAUUUAUAAACUAUUAAUAUAUACUGCCCCCUGGUGGCUAGAUUGCAGAAUUGAAGUUGAAUUCCUAGCUCAUCAUGACUAGGGAAGCAGUUUGUAGUUCCGUUAACCAGAUCACUACCCUGCUGGAGGACAGGCAUUAUGUUAGUAUGUCACCUGGACACUUAACAGGAUGUUAUUCUGUGUGAGGGAGGCAGUCAGUUUGGCAGUGUAAGUAAUAUACUUUGUUUCAGUUGCCUUUUUUUACACAGAUUGUGCACUUUACUGAAAAUUACUGAAUGAGGUUACUUUCCUUACCCCUCAGUCCAGGGACAGUUUGUCUUUACUUUUAUUCUAUGCUUCCUGCAUUAGUGUUUGAUUAUAAUUGGUGGUACUGGUACAGACAUUCUAACUGUAUGUAUGUGUGUGUGUGUGUGUGUGUGUGUGUGUGUGUGUAUAUGCAUGUGCGUGUGUAUGUGAUUCCCUGAACAACAAUGCCUCUGUGAAGUCUCUCAGUCUCAUGAGCAUGUGCUACGCAGUAGGUAUCAUUUAUAUAUAUAUAUAUGUAUAUAUCAGGAGUUUUGGUCCUAGUGAGUGCAAGGCAGGACCUCACCAAUAUGACCUCUUAGCCAAAAUUCUCCUUUUAUUAGGUAAGUCUGCCCGCUGGUCCCUCCUGCUGCUGUAAAGAGGUGCUGGACAGUUCCUUCUGACCCAAACCUUUCGGUUGUGACUGAAAGAAGCGGCCUUAGAAACCAUAGCUAGUGUCCCUCACUGACUCACAGCUGGCUGACUGACAGAGCAAGCAGCUGCUGCAGUAGCAGUAUUUGUACUCUAGAGGGCGAAACAGACUUUUGGAAACAGUUAUGGCCAAUGAGAACAGUGCCUAUUCAAAUCUCCUUUUCAGAACUAAUGGAUAGCACCUUUUCAGAUAGAGUGUGUGUGUGUGUGUGUGAGUGAGUGAGUGAGUGAUAGAGUCAGUGCGCAUGGUCUUUACUAAUUCUUUGGUGCUACAGCUGAAAUGUCCAGGGCCUUGGAAGGAGGCUCCUGUGUUUACAUAUUUUUGGAAGUAACUCCCUUAACUCCAGCCUUUCACACGCUGUUUAUUCGUUUUUGUUUCACCUGCCAUUUUCGUUUCAGUUCCCAUAUGGUGCUUUUUCUGUUUUCAUUUAAAUUACGUAUGUAUUUUCACCAUCUGUCAUAAAAGUAGCAGCAGUAAUUAUUGGUUGUUCAAGUAUAAUUUUGUUUUGUUGUUGUUAUUGUUACAAAUGCACUAAGGCUGGGGCCCUUUCUUGCCAAGGGCCCCAUCUGUAAAUCAGAAACCCCAAAACCCCACAUUAUUGUACAUCCUGCCUGCAGCUUCUGAGGAUUCACACAGGGUUAUGAGGCGGCUUUUUAAACAGAAUCAUCAUUAUGUUUAUAUUGUACAUGUUAAUUUGUAUCAUGUGAGGCAAUUUUAUCUUCAGCAAGGGUGCGGGAAAGGGCAGUGGGGUACUGAAAAUUCCAUGAGUUUAUUUCCUCUUUUUUUUUUUUUUUUUUUUUUUUAGAAAAAACAAAUGAUUAUUUAACAAUUGUGAUAUUUUCAGGGAGCAUUAAACAUGUAAAGUAAAAAAAGAAGAUAAAUUGUUUAUUUGAAGCAAAGGUGCGUGUAAUACAUCAUAUGAACCGGCAUUUCCCUUGGAAAGAUUGUUUCUUGUAGAAACGUCUUUUUUUCCUUUUUCCAGCCCUUUGCUCUUUGUAAGCUGUAGAUUGUAAAUAGUUGUGGAUGUUUUUGUUUGGGGUGUUUGCUACAGAAACGCAGCUUGGAGGUAUGCACAAAGUGUAGAGUACACUCGUGCACACACAGCUGGUAGCAAUGUAUUCAGCUUGUGUCAAGCUUUUUUUGUAAAUUCUGUGUACAUCUAUUUGCAGUGUAGAGAAUACAAGCAUUAUUCCGUGAAAGAAAAAAUGGCAAAAGAGCUGGGUGAGCUUACAUGACUUCUCACUUGCCUAUUUAUUAUAAUGACUGAAAUGUUUAAAAAUAAUAAAAUUAAGAAAUAAAGGCAUCUUCAAAUAUUUAUGGACAGCUAAAAGUGGAUUUAUUGUUUUUACACAUACACUAACGCACAAUCUCCUCCAUUGCCACUGCAGAAGUCUCAGUGGUUUAAGCAAAGCUUAUUAAAUAUCAAUGCCCACUGAGAAGUUUCUAGCUAGCCUCUUUGCAGUUUGUUUUUAUUCAUUAUAUUUGACCAUUUUUAACUAAUUUUUCUAAACACAUUCAUAUUUGGGAAUAAAAACAGGUUCUGUGGAUUGAGGUAUGGACAUUGAAAUGGUUUGCAAUAAAAAAUGUCUGAGACAUUUGUAUUGGUUAUUUUUAUUGUUUUUAAUUUUACUAAGGCCCAGCUUUGGAGACUGUACUGUUUAUUGUUUUUUUUUUUUUAUUUACACACCUAGAGGUUUUUGUGUUGAUGGAUAAUGUGCCGAAUAUCUUUGUUGACAAGUGUUGUGUCUUGCUGUACAUAUUUGUUCAUACUUUUGUGAAUUCAUGAUUAUGUAUUAUUGUAUUAUAGUAACUUUUAUAAAGGAAUCCAUAAACAUACUGACCUUUUGUUAAUAA
Conger conger (European conger) is the source of this 10045-nucleotide messenger RNA. RefSeq names its product histone-lysine N-methyltransferase SETD1B-A-like. Bases 574 to 6351 code for a protein of 1925 amino acids. Gene Ontology annotation, cellular component: Set1C/COMPASS complex. The record is from RefSeq and is a predicted model, not a curated record. Gene Ontology annotation, molecular function: histone H3K4 methyltransferase activity; protein binding; RNA binding. Lineage: Eukaryota; Metazoa; Chordata; Actinopteri; Anguilliformes; Congridae. The transcript is spliced from 19 exons.